Cryptotermes secundus is the source of this 633-nucleotide messenger RNA. RefSeq names its product ninjurin-1-like. The record is from RefSeq and is a predicted model, not a curated record. Gene Ontology annotation, biological process: cell adhesion; tissue regeneration. The coding region runs from base 85 to 576 and encodes 163 amino acids. Gene Ontology annotation, cellular component: membrane. The transcript is spliced from 5 exons. Lineage: Eukaryota; Metazoa; Arthropoda; Insecta; Blattodea; Kalotermitidae.
AUUCCCGCUGUCUUACACAGGUGUUUACUGUUUGCCGCCUGGCUUCGUCAGUGGAGGAGUGCAAGUAUAAUCAAGAAGUGCAAGAUGGGUGAACAAAAUAAUCUACACCUCAGCAUCUUCUUAGAUCUGACCUUCUGUCAUGAGAUCAUUCAACCCGAUGAUCCGGAAACGAAUGAACCGGGACAACAGGAUCCUGAACAAAGUGAUCCAGCAAGAAUUGAUCAUGUCGAACAAAGGCAGCCUCUCCUAACAAAUUAUCACAAGACAAAAGCAGUGCUAGAGACUGCAAUAAACCUAGCGCUGCUUACAUCCAAUAUAAGCCAGUGCACAUAUAUAUAUAAAAAAGGGCCAUAUAAUACUCUUGGGGCCGUGUGCACUGGUCUGCUGUUACUCAGCAUAGUUCUGCAGGUGGCUGUUGGUUUUGCAGUAAUACGUAGCAGCAAAUAUGAUAUAAACAAGAGGUGGGACAUGAUGAAAGCAGAGGUGCUUGAUACCAUAUUAUCAUAUGUAAUUUGUGUAAUUUUUGUCAUUUGCUGCACCAUUUGUAUAAAUUGUACUUCAGUUAUUCAGUACUGAGGGGGUGGGUUUCCUCAUGCACUGCGACCAGUUUGAUCUAUGGUGCGCCCCCCUUUU